This is a messenger RNA of Striga hermonthica, 2199 nucleotides long. The record is from the annotation of a GenBank genome assembly. Lineage: Eukaryota; Viridiplantae; Streptophyta; Magnoliopsida; Lamiales; Orobanchaceae.
AUGGCUUCUUGUGGAGUAAUCAAAAGUACUGUCUUUUCAUUGUUACAUUCUCAUGAUCACGGCUCGACUCGUUUACUUACUUCCACCACCGCUCUCCCGACCCAAAGGCAAAAAUUCUAUUCUGGGAUAUCAGCUUCCCAUCAGGACAGCAACACGAGCGAGAAAAGGGAGCUCGCCGUGAAAACGGGUAGCCAUGGAGGGCAGAAUGGUAAAUUGACAAAAGGACUCAACUUCAGUGGGGAAAAGCCAUCGACUCCGGUAUUGGACACCAUCAACCAUCCUAUUCACAUGAAAAAUCUCUCUGUCAAGGACCUAGAGAAGUUGGCUGAUGAAUUAAGGGAAGAUAUAGUGUACUCGGUGUCGAAAACCGGAGGCCAUUUGAGUUCGAGCUUAGGUGUGGCUGAGCUUACUGUUGCACUACAUCAUGUGUUCAACUCUCCUGAGGACAAAAUCAUUUGGGAUGUUGGUCAUCAGGCUUAUCCGCACAAAAUUCUAACGGGGAGGAGGUCGAGAAUGCACACAAUCAGGCAGACGUUCGGGCUUGCAGGGUUCACGAAAAGGGAAGAAAGCGUGCACGAUGCCUUUGGGGCUGGUCACAGCUCAACUAGUAUUUCAGCAGCUUUAGGAAUGGCUGUGGCAAGGGACUUAUUAGGCAAGAAGAACCACGUAAUAUCGGUGAUAGGGGACGGGGCCAUGACAGCUGGACAGGCGUUUGAGGCGAUGAACAACGCGGGAUUUCUUGAUUCGAAUCUCAUAAUAGUGUUGAAUGACAACAAACAAGUCUCUUUGCCCACCGCCACUGUAGAUGGCCCGGCUCCUCCAGUCGGGGCCUUGAGCAAAGCCCUCACCAGAUUGCAAGCCAGUGGAGAAUUCCGCCUACUACAUGAAGCCGCAAAGGAUGUGAGCAAGAGUAUGGGGAACCAUGCCCAUGAAAUGGCUGCCAAGAUCGACACAUACAUUAGGGGCAUGGCAGGGACACCCGGAGUCUCUCUCUUUGAGGAGCUCGGCCUCUACUACAUUGGCCCUGUCGAUGGCCACUGCAUGGAGGAUCUCGUUCACAUUUUCAAGAAAGUCAAGGAGAUGCCCUCGACAGGCCCGGUUCUCGUUCACAUCGUGACCGAGAAGGGCAAGGGAUACCCUCCGGCCGAAACCGCUGCUGACAAAAUGCACGGGGUGGUGAAGUUUGACCCGAGGACCGGAAAACAGAUGAAGGGGAAAGCAAAGACACUUUCGUACACACAGUACUUUGCGGAGUCCUUAGUGGCGGAGGCAGAGCAAGACGAGAGGAUUAUUGCCAUUCAUGCGGCCAUGGGAGGCGGCACGGGCCUCAAUAUUUUUCAGAAACGAUUUCCCAACCGCUGCUUUGAUGUUGGGAUUGCCGAGCAGCAUGCCGUCACUUUUGCAGCUGGUCUCGCAACUGAAGGCCUCAAGCCCUUUUGCGCGAUUUACUCCUCCUUUCUGCAGAGAGGCUAUGAUCAGGUAGCUCAUGAUGUGGACCUCCAGAAGCUACCGGUUAGAUUCAUGAUGGACCGGGCCGGGCUAGUCGGUGCGGACGGCCCGACACAUUGUGGGGCCUUCGACACGACCUACAUGGCUUGCCUGCCCAACAUGGUGGUGAUGGCACCCUCGGACGAGGCUGAGCUCAUGCACAUGAUUGCCACUGCCGCAACAAUCGACGACAGGCCGAGCUGCCUCAGAUACCCCAGAGGAAAUGGCAUUGGUGCAGAUAUUCCACCCAACUACAAAGGAACACCAUUGGAGAUUGGCAAGGGAAGGAUCCUCAAGGAGGGAAGCCGAGUGGCGAUUUUGGGAUUCGGGACUAUAAUCCAGAACUGUUUAGCAGCGGCUAAGCUUCUUGGGGACCACGGCAUCUCGGUCACGGUGGCUGAUGCACGGUUUUGCAAACCUCUAGAUGGAGAGUUGAUUAGGGAGCUGGUUAAGGAGCACGAGGUUCUCAUUACGGUUGAGGAAGGUUCCAUCGGAGGAUUUAGUUCGCACGUCUCUCAUUUCUUGUGCCUCAACGGGUUACUCGACGGAAAUCUUAAGUGGAGGGCAAUGGUGCUCCCAGACAGGUAUAUCGACCAUGGAGAUCAAAAGGACCAAAUAGAAGCAGCUGGGCUGAGCCCCAACCACAUUGCAGCCACUGUACUGUCAGUAAUUGGAGAGAACAAGGAUAGCCUCCACUUGCUCAGCCUGUAA